This is a messenger RNA of Sphaerulina musiva SO2202, 644 nucleotides long. RefSeq lists its product as uncharacterized. The transcript has a single exon. The annotation marks the transcript as partial. The record is from RefSeq and is a predicted model, not a curated record. Lineage: Eukaryota; Fungi; Ascomycota; Dothideomycetes; Mycosphaerellales; Mycosphaerellaceae.
AAAAGUACUUCCCCAGCAAUCACGAAGUUGGCACUGUACAGCGCCAGAGGACCUCCAGUUUGGAGAUAAUGGUUGCUCGUGUACGGCAGAGCGAAAGGAAAGAAGCGGUUGUACUCUGGCGAGCCCGUCUCGAAGUCUGCAAGUGGACAGUGUCAGUCGACUCUCUCUGGAUUUGGCCAAUGGCUGGAAGCGAGGUAGGAAGAAAAUACCAUUAGCCUUGGCGAUAACGUUUCCCAUGGUGAGCGACUCUCUCCAAUUGUGCUGGCUCUGCAGUCUGGAACGCAAAAGUGUGGAGCGCACGAUAUGCACCUAUAAUGCGAGGGCCAGAGUGCUAGUGCUCCGAGGAGAUUUUUAUUUCGGGCGGUCUGCCUUCGGCAGGCUGAGCACUCAUGGCCGAGUAUGCUGGUUGGUGUAUAACUGAAUGUGUAUUUUUGCGGAUUGGACUGGACCCGACCAUGGACGGAGGUUCGCUAUGCAAGCCUGUCCAUGGAUGUAUGCCGUGUUGUUCCUUCAUUGGCUCGAAACUGCUUGCGCUCGAUCACAGACUUCGAAAGCCGAUCCACAGGGCGGGAAAGUAGACGGCGAGUUCGAGCAUAGCAGGGAUAUAUAUGUACAGGCUACAUAUGGAAGAAGACUGGUUAUGC